This is a messenger RNA of Cokeromyces recurvatus, 5297 nucleotides long. RefSeq lists its product as uncharacterized. Gene Ontology annotation, cellular component: kinesin complex; microtubule. The coding region runs from base 168 to 4991 and encodes 1607 amino acids. The transcript is spliced from 10 exons. Gene Ontology annotation, biological process: cytoskeleton-dependent intracellular transport; microtubule-based movement. Gene Ontology annotation, molecular function: microtubule binding; ATP binding; microtubule motor activity. The record is from RefSeq and is a predicted model, not a curated record. Lineage: Eukaryota; Fungi; Mucoromycota; Mucoromycetes; Mucorales; Mucoraceae.
AAAAAAAAAAAAAACUAAUUUAAUUCCCUUUUUUUUUUGUACCUUUUUUUUUAGUUAGUUCAUUCAGACAUAGAAAAUCUAAUCAAGUUCAUUAACAAGAUUGAAUUAGUAAAAGUUAAAUACAUUAGCCUCGCCAUAAGUAUAAAUAAGUCAUACAUAGACAAAUAAUGAGUGGUGGCAAUAUCAAAGUCGUUGUACGAUGCCGACCGUUAAACUCUAGAGAACUUGCGCGUGGCGCUACCUGUUUAAUUCGUAUGGAAGGAAAUCAAACGAUUAUCACAAAACCUGCAGGUCAGAAAACAAAUCAAGAUGCCGAAGAUACGAAAUCAUUUACAUUUGAUAAAUCGUAUUGGUCAGCAAAUAAAUCUGACCCACAUUAUGCAGAUCAAAAUACAGUUUAUAAUGAUUUGGGUGAAGAUUUGUUAAACCAUGCCUUUGAUGGUUAUAAUUGUUGUAUUUUUGCAUAUGGUCAAACAGGUGCUGGUAAAUCGUAUUCAAUGAUGGGCUAUGGUGACGAUAAAGGCAUCACACCAAAAACCUGUUGUGAAUUAUUUAAUCGAAUUACAGAUAAUACAGAUCCUAACUUAACCUAUCGAGUCGAAGUUUCAUAUAUCGAAAUUUACAAUGAAAAAGUUCGCGACCUGUUAAAUCCUAAAAAUAAAGGAAAUCUUAAGGUGCGUGAACAUCCAUCUUUAGGCCCUUAUGUUGAAGAUCUUUCUCGUUUAGUCGUUCGCUCAUUUGAUGAUAUCAACGAUUUGAUGGAUGAGGGUAAUAAAGCUCGUACAGUUGCUGCAACAAAUAUGAAUGAAACUUCUUCAAGAUCACAUGCUGUCUUUACAUUAUUUUUGACUCAAGUUCGUAUAGAUGAAACAACAAAAUUAGAAACAGAAAAAGUAGCCCGUAUUAGCUUGGUUGAUUUAGCUGGUAGUGAACGAGCAAAUAGUACAGGUGCAACAGGUGCUAGAUUGAAAGAAGGUGCAAACAUCAAUCGAUCAUUAACAACCCUAGGUAAAGUCAUUUCUGGUUUAGCUGAACAAUCCAUAUUGACUGAAUCUACGAAAAGAUCAGGCAAGAAAGGGAAAGAUAUCUUUAUUCCCUAUCGUGAUUCAGUCUUAACAUGGUUAUUGAAGGACUCUUUGGGUGGUAAUUCUAAAACUGCCAUGAUUGCUGCCAUCUCUCCUGCUGAUUAUGAUGAAACACUUAGUACACUUCGAUAUGCUGAUCAGACAAAGAAAAUUCAAAAUAAGGCAGUUGUAAAUGAAGACCCAAAUGCUAAAAUGAUUCGUGAAUUAAAAGAAGAGCUUUCAACUCUACGAGAACGACUCAGAGUAUAUGCACCAGAAGCUGUUGAGGAGUUGGCAUCCGUUUCUGGAAUUCGUGAUAUCAGAAUACAACAACCCCUCACUACUCGAAAUAGGAUGAAUCAAGUCCUUACCUUCACUGAUACUCAAGGCAACACAAAAAAAAUGUCCAAGCAAGAAAUCGUCGAUCAGCUACAAUGUUCCGAAAAACUCUUGGCUAAUUUAAACGAAACUUGGGAAGAGAAAUUAAAACGUACUGAAGAAAUUCAUCAGGAACGGGAGUUAUCCUUAAAAGAACUUGGUAUCACAAUUGAUAAAAACGAAAUGGGGGUUUAUAUGCCAAAGACAAUUCCUUUUAUUGUCAAUUUAAAUGAAGAUCCUCUUAUGUCUGAGUGUUUAAUGUAUCAAAUUAAGUCUGGUAAAACUCGAGUUGGUAGGCAGGAUGGCCAGCAUUCAUGCGAAAUUCGUCUUAGUGGAGCAAAUGUUUACGAUGAGCAUUGUUGGUUUGAACAGGACCAAGAUAUCGUCACAUUGUAUCCAAGUCAAAAUAAAGAUGCGCUAACGAUGGUCAAUGGUAUCCGCAUUUAUGAACCUCAUCCUUUAAAGAAUGGAUAUCGUAUUAUUCUAGGACAUCAUCAUAUUUUUCGAUUUAAUCAUCCUGAAGAAGUUAGGAAGGAACGUAGCAAGAACACUUCAAGGACUGAUUUAUGCUCACCACCGCCAUUAUCACCACCAUCUCUAUCAGAUGACUGUGAGCUUGCUAAUGAUAAAGCAAGCAGUACUACAUUAUUUCACUCGGAAGUAAUGGAUUGGAAUUUUGCGCGUUUAGAGGCACUACGUAAUCAUUAUUCAACAGAAACUAAUAUCAGUGGUCUUAACGAUGAAGAAAUUGAGAAAAUUUAUGAUGAUAUUGGUAGAAUACGGAAUUCAAGAAGGACAACACGUAUUAUAGACGAUGAAGAUGAUUCCUCCAGUAGUAAGAGUCUUUAUCAACUAUCGACAUCGGCUACUAUGGUAGAUGAUGGUAGUAUCUGUACGGAUAUUACUGUUGUAGCUACACAAGAAAAGAUAAUUCAAGACGCUAAAGAAAAACAUCAACGAGAAUUAAGUCUUCAGAAAAGUUUUUAUGAGGCUCAAAUCCAUCGCAUGUCAUCCAUGCACCAAAUAUUGAAUAUACCUGUGUAUUAUACAGAACGACAAAUAGAAUUGAUUCAGACAUCUCUUCAACGAUGGAAAGGUCUCCGAUAUGUCUCCAUGGCUGAAGUUAUUUUAACACAUGCAGCUCUCUUGAAGGAAGCUAAUAUUAUAUCUCGCAAGUUAGAAAAGCAGAUUAUUUAUCAGUUUACGAUUAUUGAAGAAAACUUUAGCCAUUUAAAAUCUUAUUGGGAGGAAACCUCGAAUCUUUCUUCAUUUGACGAAGAUGAAGAAGACAAUACUGCUAAUGCAACUACUUUCUUGCAUUCUUCUUCUUCUUCUUCUUCUAAGCCCUGUAUUGGUAUUCGUGUUAUUGAUCAUAAAAACCAAUCCAUUUAUGUUUGGUCCAUAGCAAAAUUAAAGAAACGUCUUUAUAAAAUGAGAAAUCUACUUGAUUUUAUGGAUCGUCCUCAUUAUCGUAAGCACUUGAAUUGGGAAGAUCCCUUUUAUGAAACCCCGUGUCCCAGGUAUUCAUUUAUAGGUGCAGCUGCUAUCUCAGUACGCAAUUUGGCAUUUAAAAAGCCACAAGCAUAUGAAAGUUGCGUUGAAAUUUUAUGUCGUAUUACAGGACAAGUCAAGGGCAAGCUUCGUGUUCUUAUCUCACCCGUCACACGUACAACGCAAGCCAAUAUUAAUUAUUUUACAGAAGAGCCGUUGGAGAUGAAUAUAAAUGAUAAAGUGAAUGUCAAGGAUCAAGAUCGAAAAGAGGAUGAUAUCUUACAAGUAGGAGAACAAUUACUCUUUGAGAUUCGUAUACUGGAGCUUACUGGGUUAAAUGAAGAUGAGUUUACAGAUGUUCAUGUUCAGUACCGACUCUCCUCUUUUGGAAGUGUUUCACGACAACAAGAAGAAUUAUUUGCAACGCCGUCUUCUCAAAAUUUUGGUAAUAAUAAUAGCAUACAAUUAGAUUAUAGUCAAACAUUUUCGAUUCUUAUCACGGAACGUACAAAGGAUAUUUUAAUCUCUGAAAUGGUUUAUUUUGAACUCUAUGGACGUGCUAAGGCUCGUUUCCUUUCAUCGUGCGAACGAUGGGAUGAUCAACGUGAGAAGCCUCAAUUAAUUGAGAUGCUUGCAGAAAAUAAUAAGAGAAGUGAUCCUUUGCUGCAACCUAUGGAUCAUCAUGUUGUUCCACAACAAGGACUAUUAGAGACUGAAAGACAUGAUAUAUUAGCAUGGAUACAAAUUUGUGAGCUCAUGCCAGAUGGUAAAUAUAUACCAGUUGUUUCACAACAGAAUUCUUUAUUAGACCGUGGUGUCUUUCUUUUGAGACAAGGGCUUCAAAGGCGUAUACAGAUUACUCUCAUGCACAAUUCAGGCCGUCAACUUGUAUGGAGCAAGAUAUCAAAGGCUACAAUUGGACAUGUUCGAUUACUAGAUACGAAGGGAAGGAUAAUAAAUUCGCCUACACAUGAAGAUGUUAUGAUUCGUCUUUUAUUUCAUCAAGAGGUUCAAUAUAACAAUGAUGGAACCAGUACACUUACUGCUCAAGGCGCUUGGGAUUCCUCACAACAUGAUUGUAUCUUCCUCAAUCGUCUCACUACCACCCAUACAAGUAUUCUUUUAAAUCUUAAAUGGGAGAUUGAAGUUGACACAUGUUCAAAGCCAAUUCAAUGUGCUAUGGAUAUUGCUAUUCGUAUACAAGAUCGUGAUGCAUCCAACUUUGGAAUUCGAAAACUUUUGCUAGGACCCUCAAGACAAUUAACAAAACAAAGCGGUGUCUUUUUGAUCUCCUUAAGAUCUCCUACAAUACGUCGUGUAAGCCAAUUAUGGAGAUUAAAUACCGCAACUAAACAAAUUCCUGGAGAAGAGUAUCUAAGACCUUGGCGACCCCGUGGGGUUUCACUCGUAAAUGAUUAUCGGCAUAUUCAAGAACGAAUUCAACGUAAAGAACAAGUUGAAAUUGCUAAACAAGCCAUUAUUUUUCAUCAAACUAGAUCACAAACAAGUCAAAGUUUGAUGACACUAGAUGAUGAUAAACAUCAUUUUUCAACAACAGUAUUAGAAACUAAAAAGACUAAUUUAAUCCGAAAGGUGCUUUCAUUAUGGAAUAGUAAAUGGGAAACGACCCAAGAGAUAAUUUUAUGUCAAGAUCCACCUAUUCCUGGUAUGCAAGGUCAUCAAAAUCAGACAGAAAUGUGGAGUCUAACGACCAAAUUAAUUUCCGAAGUUAAACUAAUAACUGAAUUUGAUAAUGUAACUAGAAAAGGAUAUUUAAUAUAUCAAGAAAAUGCCUUAGAUAAUAAAUGGACUAAAAGAUGGUUUGUCUUACGAAGACCAUAUAUUUAUAUUUACACUAAUCAAUCAGAAGUUGAAGAACGGGGCAUAAUUAAUAUCUGUAAUGUCAGAAUCGAUUAUAAUCAAGCUCUUGAAGAAUUGUUAAAGCGUAAUUAUGUUUUUUCAAUUUACACAAAUAAUAAUGCAUAUAUUUUACAAGCCAAUUCUAAAUCAGACAUGUUGGCUUGGAUGAAAAAUAUAGAUAAAUUAUAUGUAUUGUAAUAGUAGAAAAAUUAUGUUAUUAUGCUAUGUUGUAUUUUUUUUUUCAUAUUUAUAUACCCGCCCUCUAAAUUCACCUCCUUUUUAUACACCAUCACCCUCUUUAAAUAUACCCAAUUUCAAUCAUUAUUACCACCAUUCCCAUCUUUUUGUGCAACUUUCCUUUUGUACCUUCCCUUGAAAAAAAAGUUAUGCAUAAACUAUAUAAUAUAUACAUAAAGAUGUAUAUGUAUGUUAUUUCAACAGAACAUUUAAAGUAUUGUGUGAGAGAUGCACAUGAAUUUUAUUAAAACUGGAGUGGGAAACAAC